Molecule: messenger RNA, 703 nt
Organism: Drosophila biarmipes
Lineage: Eukaryota; Metazoa; Arthropoda; Insecta; Diptera; Drosophilidae
Product: tetratricopeptide repeat protein 36 homolog
Exons: 3
Coding region: 20-577 (185 amino acids)
Biological process (GO): cilium assembly
Molecular function (GO): protein binding
Source: RefSeq, a predicted model, not a curated record
AACAGAGUAACAUCGUAUCAUGCCGCAGGCCAAUCUGAAGUUGAGUCCCCACGACCAGCAGGUGCUGGAUUCCAUCUUUAAUCCCCUGGAACUGAGCGGCCUACCAGACUUAGACUCGGUUCCCACUGAAUCUGAUCUUGCUGACGUGGAACCCGACUCCCCAGUUAUCAGAGCAUCGAGGGAACUGGAGCUCAAAGCCAUCGCCCUGUCCGAAGAAGGAAAACUGGAUGAAGCCCUUGAGCUAUUCCAAGAAUCCCUUAAUCUGGCCCAAAGGGCUUCAGUGCUAAAUAAUCGCGCUCAAACCCUGCGGCUGGCAAAACGCGACGAGGAGGCCCUCAAUGACCUGAACAGAGCGGUGGAACUGGCCCAUGAGCAGCAGGUCCGCACCAAGUGCCACGCCCACUGUCAGCGAGGGGUCUUAUAUCGUAAGCUGGAUAACUUGGAGGCGGCACGUGCAGAUUUCGAGGCAGCAGCCCAGUUGGGCAGUAAAUUUGCCAGGGAACAGCUUGUGGAAAUCAAUCCCUUUGCUGCUCUCUGCAAUCAAAUGCUUCGCCAGGCCUUUGAUCAGCUCAAAUAGGUUGUGAUAAUAAAUAAAUGAUUUUUUAAAGCAUAUGAACACUUUGGAAAAACUUUAAAAUCAGUCAGUUUUGUAAAUAAAUUAUAUAAUACAAAAGGUUAAAUAAAUAUAUAUUACACAAUACAA